UGGUAGUUCUCCCAGGUCACCAUAUAUCUUCGACCGAUCCUGAUUGUAGUUAUUUGCUAGUAUAUAAUUCAUAUGGUUUAUUUCAAUUUUAUUUUUGAAAAUUUGAUGUUUUUUUUCUGAGUGUGAUAUUGAUUUUAUUGUAAUUUUUCCUCCAAUGUUGUCAUCAAGUGAUACAUCUGAGAUAACAUGUCUGAGAAUCCGGUAGAGGGCUUAUUUCAUAACUUUGAGCAAGUCGCAAAUUUUGUUCAACAUCAUGUAUCUAAUUUGAUAGGCCAUCUCAACUCAUCAGGACCUUUUGGUGUCUCCAUCAAAGCACCGUUUGUUGAAACCACAUCUUCUCUACAACCUCGUCAUCCCAUUCUCAAGGGUAAGUCCUCUUCCCCGGUGACUAAAGAAGAGCUUGGAAGGGCUACAUGGACUUUUCUUCACACUCUUGCUGCUCAGUAUCCAGAUAAUCCUACAAGACAACAGAAGAAGGAUGUAAAAGAACUGGUACAGAUCUUGUCUCGAAUGUACCCUUGCAAAGAAUGUGCAGAUCACUUUAAAGAAGUUCUUAGAUCAAAUCCUGUACAGGCCGGGUCACAUGCUGAGUUUUCACAGUGGCUCUGUCAUGUGCAUAAUGUUGUCAAUAGAAGCAUUGGCAAACCAGUAUUUCACUGUGAACGAGUUGAUGCAAGGUGGGGAAAACUUGAGUGUGAGCAGAAAGCAUGUGAAAUUAUUGGUACUACAUCAAUUUUUGGGAACAUAUAAAGGAUUACUACUAAUAGAUACUUGUACCAUACAAGCUAUGUAUUGAAUUGGAGCUGUUUAAGAAAUCUUUUAUGAUACACCUUGAUUGUUAUCUAGUGACUUAGCACCAUAGUGUGUAGGUAAGUUAUAUAUAAAUUGGAUUUUCUGCAAUCAGCAGGUACACACAUUCAUGCAGUCAAAGUAUCGGCUGCACAUGGGAUUAAGAUAAGACAGUUUAAAUA
Cicer arietinum (chickpea) is the source of this 971-nucleotide messenger RNA. Its product is annotated as FAD-linked sulfhydryl oxidase ERV1-like. Gene Ontology annotation, cellular component: mitochondrion. NCBI's taxonomy places the organism in Eukaryota, Viridiplantae, Streptophyta, Magnoliopsida, Fabales, Fabaceae. The record is from RefSeq and is a predicted model, not a curated record. Gene Ontology annotation, molecular function: flavin-dependent sulfhydryl oxidase activity; flavin adenine dinucleotide binding.